Molecule: messenger RNA, 2966 nt
Organism: Lolium rigidum
Lineage: Eukaryota; Viridiplantae; Streptophyta; Magnoliopsida; Poales; Poaceae
Exons: 18
Coding region: 1-2526 (841 amino acids)
Source: RefSeq, a predicted model, not a curated record
AUGUGUCGCAGGACGGCCACCGUCUGCAGCUUGCUCGUCGUUGCCGCCGUCCUCCUGAUCCUGCCCCUGCUCGGCUCCUGCGCCGGCGUCUCCGCGCAUCGCCUGUCGCGUCAUGCUCCAGUGAUGCUGCUAGGCGGCGACACGGGAGCUUCUGCUUGGCAGCGCGGCGGCCGGAGCCGGGUGCGUGAAGGUAGGGAGCUACCUGCGAGGCGCUUGGGGAAGAGGGCGCCGGUGGUGAAGCCUCCGUCGCCGAAACCCCAGGGCAUGACGGGGAUGCUGAACAAAACCUCCGCCGACUUCCGAACCAGCCGCCUCGACCUUUCCUCACAAAUUCGAACACCUCAGACGCUUCCAGUCGCCGCCGCCCCCUCUUCGGCUCCUCUCCGCCGCCGGCCGUCGGCGGAGGCGCUCUCCUCGCCUGCACACGUCGUCGCUUCCCCCCUUCGCGCCCAUGGUCCAGCUCCAAACCCUAGCCCCGCCUCCCCUUUGCGCGCCACUCGUCUCGCUCACCUCACCCUCCAUCUCCUGCAGGAUUCCUCCCCUGCCGCCGCCUCCGCCCCGCCCCUGGACGACUGCCUCCGCCUCCUUCGCGGCGAGCGCGACGAGCAGAAGCUGGCGGGCCUCCUCAUCGCCGCCAACGUCUGCCGCGCCGGCGACGCCGCCGCCGUCGCCGACGUCUACCGCGCCGUCGGGCCCCGCUUCCUCCGCCGACUCCUCAACACCGGUAAGGAGACGCGCGCGCGCGUGCCUUCCUGCCCGCCUCGUGCUUUGCGGCGGCGUCUCACUGGUUCCGCUUUUGCUUUGCGCGCGCGCGCUGGCUGUGCAGGGUUGGGGAAAGUGGAGGGCGGGAAGGAGGAGGAGCGGGAGGCGUACCUGCGGCUCGCCGUCACCGUGCUCGCCGGGCUCGCGCGCGUCCCGGAGGUCGCGGCCGACGAGGGGGUCGUCUCCGCCGUGCCCCUCGUCGCCGAGGUUGUUUCCAAAUCGCCUGAUCUGACAAUUACUGAGGAAUGUUUCGAACUUCUGUCGCUCGUUGCCAUAGCCUCUGACGACGGGGCGCAUAAAUUUUGCGAGCCUGGAAUUAUCGACAUGCUCUUCGGUCAAAUCUCCAGCUUUCCCGAGGGUUCAAGGUGCUUAGAGCUUGCCACUCAUCUAAUGCAGUUACUUGUUCAUAAACUCAGAGCAGACAACAUGAGUGUGGAGAGACUGCAAGGCAUGGCGAGCAUGGUGGCUUCUCUUGCUGUGCCUUUCAACGUUCUUCAUACCGCAGUUAAAUUUGAAUCGCUGCACAUGCUUACCACCCUUCUUUCCCAAAAAGAAUCUCCACUUCAUGGUGCUUUGAGAUCAAUGCCGUCCACAAUCUGGGAAUCUCAUAUCCGUGGUGGAAUUAUAGACGUUCUUCAAAACCGUGUUGUAUCCUCCGAAAAACUGCAAGCUCUUCUUUUGGCGGAGUGCAUGAUGUCUAUACUAGGUGAGAGUUGGUUGUCAGAAGAUCAUAAAAUCGUGGAUAACAAGAAUGUUAUGUCCGUUGACAAAUUUGUGCUGCUUGUCCUAGAAUCUGCAAGAGUUGAAGUGGCUGUCCUUCUAAAUGAACUUGCUUUUUCAAAGUAUGAGUCAUCAGAAAGUUCUCAGAUAGAUGGCGCCAUCAGCCAGAAACAAAGAAACCUGGCUAUAUUGUUUUCACUGAUAGAAAGAAUUAUCAAAAUGAUAUCAGAUGCUAGCGGUGGUGAAGGUGAACCAAGUCAAACUAUCCAUGAAAGGACAAUAAUGCAGGCAAUUAAAGGAUUAAAUGAGACAAUCAGUCUAGUGUUGGACUUCCUGCAGGAUGCAAAGGAUCAUGGGCAGAGGAAAGGUGAUGAUCUUUUGGCAGCUGUGAGAAUAGUGGGAAGCUAUCUGGCAGAGACGCCAUAUGCCUGCCAAGAGAAGACUGGACGUCUACUGGAAUUUAUAUUUUCUAUCGAAGGUCAAGAUGAAUCAAGGCCCUUCUAUUCCGUUCGCUUCAUGCUUCCAAUGCUAUCCCAAAUAACAACGACAGCUGAUGGAUGCAGAACUUUGGUGUCGUUUGGAGGCCAUAAAGCAGUUAUAGACUGCCUAAUUAAAAUGACAGAGCAGAAUGGAAUGAUGGUCGACAAUGGCAGCAUCUUUUUGGCGUGCGAUACUAUCAUAAACAUUAUGUCAAAUAGGAAGAGUUCCCAUAUUCAAAUGGAGCCUUGUUUCAUCUGUCUCCUGCAAGCACUUAUUACAUGGGCUGGAACAACUGAUGCUUCAUCAGUCAUCAUGACAGCCUCCAGCUUAUGCACGAUGGUGAUGGAGUUGACAUCAGAAGAGUUCCUCUUGAGCUGCUCUGAUUUCGACCCCAAGACCCUUGGAAGUUUGUCUGACCUCAUUGUCAGAAGCUUGCAUCAGGAUAUUCCUGACGGCGAUAUGGAACAGUUGAACCAAAAGCAAAUAAUCGUAUCAGGCUACAAGCGCUGGGCUGAUCGAUUCCCUCGUGUUAGAAAUGUUGUACAUCAGCAUGUUUCUGUCUGAUCAUCUGUCAGAUCUUCUCUACAUGAAAGAGUUCUUUUGUGAAUGAAAUCCUGAUAUGGGAACCUGAAGUGCUACCAUCCCCUGGCAUGGAAGUUUAAUCUCAGACGGUCGGCCAUUGACCAUUUCCUUAGCUGACCUGCUGCUGAUGUGCCAGGAAGUUUUAACGUCUCAAAUGGCAGCUCACUGGUUCUUCUGUGUAAUGCCUGUUGGCCUGACAAGAAUACGUUUACUGGGGUGAGCAGGAUGGUAGUGCAUACAUAGCCUAACCCUCCUGAUCAGUUGUGGAACGACUGGCAUGCCUUUUCUUAUACACUACACUGGAAUACAUCAAGCAAUAUGCUGAGAUGCGAUACUGUCUUCAUGUAUUUUCUCUGCCUCUGUUCGACAGAACUCUCCUUUCAUGUAACAAAUUAACAGUGAUAUAGUACCGUAUGUGCACA